AUGGCUCGUUCGGAUGAUGUUUACACAGAUGUCCCAGGAACUGUAUACCUGGUCGACGCCUCCGCAACUUUAACGGGUGCUGCCCAUGCAGGGCAGGAUAUUCUUCUGAUUCCGCAGCCUUCAUCCUCCCCUGCUGAUCCUCUGAACUGGUCUAGAAGCAAGAAAUACUGGUCUCUCUUUCUUAUAUCUGCCUAUGCGUGCGUUAACUCCUUUGGCGAAAACAAUUGGGGUGCAGCAUGGACAACCAUAGCCGAAGAGACUGGAGUUACCCUGGAGAACAUGAACGGGGGCUCUGCCCUCAACUACCUCUUGCUUGGAUUCUUCAAUGUGAUCUGGAUCCCCACGGCAAUGAAGCUCGGACGAAAGAUUGUUUACAUUCUGAGUUUGCUCUUCGUUCUCGGCAGUGGUAUUUGGGGUGCAUACUUCGAAGGCACAGCCCAAUACUACGCUAUGCUUGCUAUCGGUGGCAUUGGAACGGCCGCAUAUCAAGCUCUUAUUCAAUUAACGUUUUGCAUUGAGCCAAUGGUGGCCAUCUACAUUUUCUUCCAGCAGCUGGGCUCUAUCUUGGGCCUGAUCCUGGGAGGGUACAUCACUGAUGGUAUCGGCUGGAGGUGGAGCCAGCCUAUUGUUGCGAUUGCAUGCGGGAUUUUGAUCUUACUAUUCAUCUUCACGUUCGAUGAUACAAUGUUCCCGAGAUACCGAUUCGGGAAUAGAGGCCCUUCAGCUGCGACGACUAAGACUUGCACCACACAGGGUGACGCACAAGUCACGUCUGAAAUGGAUCAGAAGCUCGAACAGUCUACUUCUAUCGCUGUAAGCCAUGGCACUGGUGAAGUCGACAUCCCCCCUCGGACCUAUCGCCAGAAAGUCGCCCUGAUCCACUACCUUGAAGAUGACCAGACGACUUGGUACCAGUACUUCCGGCGGCCCUUCUACCUCUUUGCGUUUCCAAACAUUGUGCUGGCUGGCAUUCAAUUCGCUUUUGGCUGUACAGCCGGUAUCGUCUCUUUCAACACCAUCUCGGAGAUCAUGACGGAGCCACCCUACAAUUGGAGUGCAGGGUCAGUAGGCCUACUGUUCCUAGCUGCUCUCGUCGGUAACUUCAUCGGCAUGGGAAUCGGCUCCUUCUCAGACUGGAUCGUCCUAUUCCUAGCCCGUCGGAACAAAGGCUACAAAGAACCCGAGAUGCGUCUCUGGGCCUAUAUCCUCCCGUUCAUUCUCGGCGCUAUAGGCUACUUCACCUACGGCUGGGGCGCCACAGCCGGUGACCACUGGAUCUCGAUCGCCGUCGGGCUCUGCUGCAUGAUCGCACAGCAAGUCUCUGCGACGAGUAUCGCGACCGCAUAUGCAAUGGAGUGCUUCGACCGGAUCUCUGGAGAACUCGUCAUCGUCCUCGCCAUUUGUUCAUCCUGCAUCAACUUCGCCAUUUCCUUCUCCGUGCAGCAUUUCAUCGACGCGACGAAUUACGGCUGGACCUUUACAUUCUUUGGCAUCUGGGUGCUUCUUUCCAUGCUUAUGGCUGGGCCGAUGUUGAUUUGGGGCAAGAGCUGGAGACGGAGAUGUAAGGGACGUUAUGAGAAAUUCCUUGCUGAGUCUGGACGCUCGGUUUCGUAG
Messenger RNA from Aspergillus udagawae, 1614 nucleotides. Its product is annotated as putative MFS transporter. The transcript has 7 exons. Gene Ontology annotation, molecular function: transmembrane transporter activity. The coding region runs from base 1 to 1614 and encodes 537 amino acids. Gene Ontology annotation, biological process: transmembrane transport. Lineage: Eukaryota; Fungi; Ascomycota; Eurotiomycetes; Eurotiales; Aspergillaceae. The record is from RefSeq and is a predicted model, not a curated record.